This is a messenger RNA of Odocoileus virginianus texanus, 1677 nucleotides long. RefSeq names its product cilia and flagella associated protein 126 (gene CFAP126). The record is from RefSeq and is a predicted model, not a curated record. Lineage: Eukaryota; Metazoa; Chordata; Mammalia; Artiodactyla; Cervidae. Gene Ontology annotation, biological process: cilium organization. Gene Ontology annotation, cellular component: ciliary basal body.
UCCAGUAGAUGGGUCUGAUAAUGUCAUUUUAGAUGAGUCUCAGAGAGGUUGCCUAAUCCAACAGGUAUUAAGUUUGUGUCCUAGCGCCACCACUUAAUCUUCUAAAUCUGUUACUUUCCACACUACAGCCUUCUUUCAUCAUCCCUGCUCAAUCUCAUGGCACCAACUCCGGAUUCCACCUCAACCCAGCCAACAUCAAGCACCUGUAUACUUAGGCCCUAUAAUUCUAGAGAGUGAUGGCAGAGACAGGAGUCAAUUAAGGACAAAGGAUAAGAUACGUUUUUCUUUCUAGGGACAAAUCUGAAUCAACUGCUUUAUAGAACAUCAUUUCUUCCUUCUGUCUGAGAAAAUGAAGUAGUGGACCCUAUAAAGAGGGUCUUGGCAGCACUGAGCACCUACCAUACUAUGACAAUAUCUAGAUACUUUAUUCACUUUACCUUAUUUCCCCUGUAAAGGUUCUAUUAUAUUAUCUUCACAAUACAAAUGACUACAGAAAUUCAGUGAAGGGAUGUCAAUUGUUUUGUAUCACACAUCUCCUAUGUUCCUGUGUUAAAUAAGGACUCAAACCGCAGUCUCUGGCUCUAAAGUAUGUUGUACAUUACACCACUCCACCCAAUGAACAAAUACUGCUCUUGGGGCUCCAUGAUUUGCAAGGGUGGUUAAAGAGCCCAGUCAAAGACAACCUGGAAGUUCUUAAGCAUGCUAAGAACCUGGAAGUUAUGCCAGAAAAAAGUCAGGGCUGCUAUUCAACCAAUUUUCCCAUAUUUAUUUACUCUGUCCCUCACAUCUCUAAAAUGAAAAUGCACGUAAGUUUCAGGGGAGAAUACUGGGGGCACUAUCAGCCAAUAAAAUGAAUAACAAGAAGCAAAAGGCAGCCCCUGCUAACUGCGAGGCGGUCUUGGAAGGGCUGCCUUCUGCGGUUGCCAGGCAACAAAGGUAAACAGCAGGAAGUGGCAGGAUCAUGGCCACUAACUACAGUGCCAACCAGUACGAAAAACCUUUCUCACCCAAGUAUCUGCAGAACUGGUCUCUUGCCAAGCCAACAAAAGAGAGGAUUUCUUCCCAUGAAGGCUACACUCAGAUUAUUGCCAAUGAUCGUGGUCAUCUGCUGCCUUCAGUGCCCCGUUCCAAGGCAAGUCCUUGGGGCUCCUUCAUGGGCACCUGGCAAAUGCCUCUGAAGAUACCCCCUGCUCGGGCGAUCCUGACCUCCCGUACAGCUGCUGGUGCGGCCUCCCUCACCAAAUGGAUACAGAAAAAUCCUGAUUUACUUAAGGCCUCCAAUGGGUUGCGUCCUGAAAUCUUAGGCAAGCCCCAUGAUCCAGACAGUCAGAAGAAACUCAGGAAGUCUAUCACAAAGACUGUACAACAAGCACCAAGUCCCACCAUAAUCCCAAACUCCCCAGCCUCAAAUCUCAAUUCCCCAGAUCAACUCCGAAGCUCACAUCCCUCUGCAGGUCACACUCCAGGUCCCCAAAGCCCACUCAACUCUCCAAAGUGCCCAUCUGGAAGCCCGUGUUUGCCCUGUGCAGGCCGUAAUGUAGCCGAGAUCCAGAAAUGCAAACCUGCAACUCCAUAAGGGACUAAAGACUGAGUGACUUAAGGAAGAUCCUGCCUUAAUCAGGGAAAUUACAGAUGGGAAUAAAGGCAAAUUUGUAAAAUAAAACUUUUGUUAUUGGA